AUGGACAGCCCGAAAGGAAACGGAUUAUCAGGGAAAAGAAACAUGGUCAAAAAUAUAAGUAACAUCAUGAAAGGUGAUAGAUCCUUGAAGAAUUCAGAUUGUAACAGAGGAAGAAGACAGCAGAACCUAAGUAGAAGAAAUGCUACCAUUGUUUCACAGAGCUCAACAUACAAUUUCACAGAUAGCAUCACAAGCCAGCAUGUGUAUCGAUCUGCAGAAAAAGCAAACGACGGGGAAAAUGGGACGAAAGAAGCAGACUGUGCUCAUACUUCUCCUGGACACGAUAAAGCAUGGUUUCAAAUCGAACUUGAUGCGCUUUAUAGCUUAAAAUCAAUCACAAUUACAUAUAGAGAUGAAGUUGCAAACGUGUCUGCAGCAAACCCAUCACAAGUAACUACAGAGAGGUUUCGAUGUCACAAAGACAACACUCCUGAUGGUGAAAUACCUCCAAGUGUCAUUGACAUUCCUUGUAAACAGGCGGCGAAAUAUGUGAUUGUUGAAACCACGUAUGAUGCGCCUAAUGAUUCAAAUACAGGAGCUAUUCUAGAAAUAUGUGAAGUUGAAGUUUACGGAUGUCCACUUCAUAGUUACGGUGAUGAAUGUCGACCAUGCGAAAACUGCAAAUUCUGCGAUAUUGAGUUCGGAUGUUUCUCUGUGAAGUCAGAUGUUGAGAUAUUAGGAGAAGAUGAUUCUACUAUACCUAUGAUUGGUGCUGGAGUUGGUGGUGUUGUGGUCAUUGCUAUUAUUGUAAUCAUCGUUGUAGUGUUGCUAAGGAUGCGACGUACUAAAGAAGAAAAUCAAAGUGUUGCAUAUAGACAAAGCUAUAAUGAGAACAUUGGUAACAGUAAUCUUCAACAAGCUUCAGUUGAAAGAGAAGACGAAACUGAAGAACCUUACGAAGAGAAGCCUGAAGAGGCAGUGUAUUAUAACAAUCUUACCUCCGCACGAGACAUAUUAGUAUCAGACCUCCACAGCAUCAUAAAAAACAAAGAAGCCAAUGAAAACGAAGGAUUUAUCAAAGAGUUCAAGACUCUUCCUUACGGAGAAAGAUUCGAUUGCCACACGGCUAAACUGGAGGAGAACAUGCAAAAGAACAGAUUUAAAACAACGUUUCCAUAUGACCACUCCAGGGUUAUUUUGGAAACAAGUGAGGACUUAACGUCAAACUACAUCAAUGCAAACUAUAUUGGGAACUUUGAAGGACAUCGUGAAUAUAUCGCAUGUCAGGGUCCUCGUGUAAACACCCUGGUCGACCACUGGAGAAUGAUCUGGCAGGAGAACAUUGAGUAUAUCGUAAUGCUUACAAACCUUAUUGAAGGACCAAAGGUGAAAUGCCACCAGUACUGGCCAGAUCAAAACAAACAACUUGAUGUCGAUCCAUUUUCUGUAACUCUUGUAGAGGAAAAGGUUUAUGCUUACUUUGUCAUAAGGAGAAUGUCAGUGCGAAAAGAGAGCGUCUCUGAGUCAAGGACGGUCGUACAAUUUCACUACACACGAUGGCCAGAUCACGGGACUCCCAGUCCACUAGAUCUGGUUGUCUUCCACAGACAGUACCGACAUAAAAUAAAACCAUCUCACAACCCAAUUCUCGUGCACUGCAGUGCGGGCAUUGGUCGAACAGGCACUUUUAUAGCUCUGGAUGUGUUGUCUAGAUGUGGGGAGAAGAAAGGGAAAAUCAACGUUGUGGAAUACGUUAAAGCUAUGCGUAAGGACAGGAUGACAAUGAUACAAAAUGCAGAUCAAUAUGCCUUUCUUUACCAUGCAUUAUACGAGUUCUUCAGGCGAAAAUGGAAAUUCAUCGGAAAAGACGAUUUUGUUCAGCUAUAUAGAGAUAUGGAAAAGCAAGAAACAAGAAAACGUUGCACAGAUGAGUUCAAUGAACUUACAAGUUUGAGACCAAAUUACAGUGACGAUAAUUUCGAAACCGGGAAGAAAUAUCAAAACCUGAAUGUGACAAAAUCAGUUUUACCAGUUGAGCAAUAUCUCAUGUAUUUGACUUCCAAUAUUCAUGGGCGAGAACCUUACUAUAAUGCAGUUUCUGCCUCGUCAUUUAGCCGAGCUGAGGAGUUUAUUUCUGCGCAACUUCCGGUAACUGAUGCUGCAGUUGAUCUUGUUCGUCUUUUGAUUGAUCAAGAAUCAUCGUUUCUGAUUUCAUUAAAUCCUUUAGCUGAUGUCGAAGAGCUGAAAGAUUGGGUGUCAGAAGAAAUGAAAACGUUCAAUCUAAAUCCAUAUGAAAUCACAAAAGUUGAACAGAGAACACUAUCUGAAGAAAUGCAAAAGACCACUAUAAAGCUUAAAGGGAAAGAGGUUACUACCCAUAAAGUGCAAAUCUUUGAAUGCCUUAAUUGGAAGUCCUCUGAUAGAAUUCCAGCUGAACCGUCCACAUUGACAAAUCUAAUCAAACAAUUCAGCCUCGAUCGUAAAUCUGACACUGAUGGGCAUAUAACGGUCAUAUCCAAAGAUGGUGCCACCUGCUGUGGAGUUUUUUGUACUGUAUAUAACGCAAUAGAACAGCUAGAGAUAGACGGGGAAGUUGAUAUUCUAACUAUCGUACAGCAGCUGCAGAUUCGGAGACCAGAAAUGAUAUCAACAAAGGAAGAAUACGAAUUCUGCUUCAAGGCUGUAUGUAAUUAUCUGAGUAUGGACAGUGUGUACGCAAAUACCUAA
Messenger RNA from Saccostrea echinata, 2667 nucleotides. Its product is annotated as receptor-type tyrosine-protein phosphatase epsilon-like. Gene Ontology annotation, biological process: protein dephosphorylation. The record is from RefSeq and is a predicted model, not a curated record. Lineage: Eukaryota; Metazoa; Mollusca; Bivalvia; Ostreida; Ostreidae. Bases 1 to 2667 code for a protein of 888 amino acids. The transcript has 22 exons. Gene Ontology annotation, molecular function: protein tyrosine phosphatase activity.